AUGGAAUCUUUGAAACAUUUGGAACCUCGCAAAGUCAAAACUCGUUCUCGUUCUAAAUGUGAUAAAGUUGAGAGUGAAAACAGCUCAGAAUCUAGUUCUGAUGAAGAACCCUUUUAUGAUUAUAAUGUAUAUUUUGAUAAUCAAUAUGAAUCUGAAUCAUCAUCCAAUAUGAAAUCUCAUGUAGAUCAAUCUGUGUCUAGUAUAAUUGAUUCUGAUCUUUCUGUGGAAGCUUUGGAAUUUGUGCCAAGAUCAGAUAUAUUAGAUAGAGCUCAAGUGAUCGAGGAAUCUAAUAGUGAUGUGAAAAAUUCUGAUCGUAGUGAAAUAGAUCAAGUUGAUAAUAUCACUGAAAACCUUGUUGAAGAUGAAUCUAGUAUUUCAGAUCAUAGUAAUGUGCCUAUAUAG
Molecule: messenger RNA, 402 nt
Organism: Lottia gigantea (owl limpet)
Lineage: Eukaryota; Metazoa; Mollusca; Gastropoda; Lottiidae
Exons: 1
Coding region: 1-402 (133 amino acids)
Source: RefSeq, a predicted model, not a curated record